UUUCUUAUUCCCUAUAUCCUCUUCCUAAUCAUUGCUGGAAUGCCCCUGUUCUAUAUGGAAUUAGCACUGGGACAGUAUAACCGAGAAGGGGCUGCCACUGUGUGGAAAAUCUGUCCAGUUUUCAAAGGUGUAGGCUAUGCAGUGAUACUCAUAGCUCUUUACGUGGGUUUCUACUACAACGUUAUCAUAGCUUGGUCUCUGUAUUAUCUAUUUUCAUCAUUCACAUUUGAGCUCCCCUGGACAAACUGCGAUAACAGUUGGAACAGCCCAAACUGUACAGAUCCCAAACUCUUCAAUGCAUCAGUGCUUGGCAAUGGUACCAAAUACUCGAAGUACAAGCUCACUCCUGCAGCUGAAUUUUAUGAGCGAGGAGUUCUGCACCUGCAUGAAAGCCGUGGAAUCCAUGACCUUGGCUUGCCUCGCUGGCAACUUUCCCUCUGCCUCUUGGUGGUGGUAAUCAUUCUUUUCUUUAGUCUCUGGAAAGGCGUGAAGACUUCAGGAAAGGUUGUUUGGAUAACAGCCACUUUGCCUUAUGUUGUAUUAUUUGUCUUGUUAAUACAUGGAACAACCCUGCCUGGUGCAUACAAUGGAAUAAAUGCAUACCUGCACAUAGAUUUCAGAAGAUUAAAAGAAGCCACAGUAUGGAUUGAUGCAGCUACUCAGAUAUUUUACUCCUUAGGAGCCGGGUUUGGUGUUUUAAUUGCAUUUGCCAGUUACAAUAAGUUUGACAACAACUGUUACAGGGAUGCUUUGCUGACUAGUACCAUUAACUGUGUCACAAGCUUCAUCUCAGGAUUCGCAAUUUUCUCCAUAUUGGGCUACAUGGCUCACGAGCACAAAGUUAAAAUUGAAGAUGUAGCCACUGAAGGAGCUGGUUUAGUUUUCAUCCUGUAUCCAGAGGCAAUUUCAACUCUUUCAGGAUCUACAUUUUGGGCUGUGGUAUUCUUCAUCAUGCUCCUUACUCUUGGCAUCGACAGUUCU
Molecule: messenger RNA, 981 nt
Organism: Fulmarus glacialis (Northern fulmar)
Lineage: Eukaryota; Metazoa; Chordata; Aves; Procellariiformes; Procellariidae
Product: sodium-dependent noradrenaline transporter
Exons: 7
Biological process (GO): sodium ion transmembrane transport; dopamine uptake involved in synaptic transmission
Cellular component (GO): neuronal cell body membrane; presynaptic membrane; neuron projection
Molecular function (GO): dopamine:sodium symporter activity; norepinephrine:sodium symporter activity
Source: RefSeq, a predicted model, not a curated record